AUGGCUACGGCGGCUGUUGACGACCGGUCGACCUCACAAAUCCAACCUGAAAUCACCCUCAACACUGGUGCUGGCAAUGACGCUACUUCAUCAAACAAUGCCCAACCAAGUUCAGAAGAAUGGCUACUGCUGAGAGUAGGAACUCUACCACGUAACUCAUUGGGAUGGUUUCGUGCUGGUGUUGGAUUCUAUAACAAACGUGAAUAUGCACGAUCAAUCGAAUGCUUUGAACGCGCUAUUGAAAUGGACCCAAAUAAUGCAAGAAAGGACGAGGCUAUAGCUGCCUUGAAACGUUCAGUAGUAUUGGACAAUCCCUCGGAUUGGCAGCUCCUUGUCGAAUUGACCUCAAAUCUCGACUAG
Synchytrium microbalum is the source of this 360-nucleotide messenger RNA. RefSeq lists its product as uncharacterized. Gene Ontology annotation, molecular function: protein binding. Bases 1 to 360 code for a protein of 119 amino acids. The transcript has 2 exons. The record is from RefSeq and is a predicted model, not a curated record. NCBI's taxonomy places the organism in Eukaryota, Fungi, Chytridiomycota, Chytridiomycetes, Synchytriales, Synchytriaceae.